Closterium sp. NIES-65 is the source of this 1728-nucleotide messenger RNA. NCBI's taxonomy places the organism in Eukaryota, Viridiplantae, Streptophyta, Zygnematophyceae, Desmidiales, Closteriaceae. The record is from the annotation of a GenBank genome assembly.
AUGGGCGCAACGGCCGCAGCUGUAGUGGCGGGGGCGGUGGCGGGAGCGGGAGCGGGGGCGCAAGCGCGGGACGUGUGCUCGAUGCAUGCGGGGCGUCCUUUGGCGAUCCUGGGCGCGGGAGAUAGGAGCACGGGCGGAGGGGGAAGCAUGGGCGGCGGGGGCUCCAUGAGCGGACGCGGAAGCACGGGCCGGCCGCGGAUCAAGCGGAACUUGACAGCAGCGCAAAUGUGGGUCGCUGAUGAGGCAUGGGAAGAAGGUGGGGGAAUGAGGCGAGCGGGAGCGGAGGGGGUAUCGCAGCAGGCAACUGCAUUGCGGGAGGGGCGGACCAUGUGCGAGCUGCUGCGCGUGCAGCAGCGGGGCAAGGGGCGGCAUCUGCUCAUCAUGGCGCAUGGCUUCGGCGCCAACCAUGCUGUGAGUGCGGGGGAUGGGACUGGACUGGACUGGACUGGGCAAUGGAAGGACGUGGUGGAGCUGAUGAGUCCUGACCGCUUCACAGUGCUGCUCUUUCAAUGGAAGGACGUGGUGGAGCUGAUGAGUCCUGACCGCUUCACAGUGCUGCUCUUUGACUUCAUUGGCGCACACGGCACCCAGUACGACCUGUUUGACCCCGUGCGCUACGCGUCCCUCAAGGGCUUUGCUGAUGACGUGUCACUGCUGCUGGACGAGCUGGGGAUCCAGGCGUCAUCCUCAUGGCAGGAGAUCACGUUCAUAGGGCACCAGCAGGCGGGCAUAGUGGGCCUGCUGUUGGCCCUGCAGAGGCCGGACCUCUUCCACCGAGUCAUCACCCUCGCCUCCUCGCCCAGAUUUCUCUCUGAUGUGGGAUAUGCGGGCGGGUUUGAGCUGCAGGAUCUCGACCAGGUGUUUGGAGUCAUGCAGUCUAACUACACGUCUAACUACACGAUGUGGGCGGCGGGGUGCAUGCCAGUGCUAACACCAGAUGACAUUAGACUCCCCCACGUGCGGGACUUCACCCGUCCGCUCUUCUCCCUGCGCCCAGACGUCGCUUUCGCUCUGCUCAAAACCACCUUCGCCUGUGACGUGCGCGCCGUGCUGCCAGAGCUGUCAGCAUCCCCUGCUGCUCCCACGUAUCUUACCCACACCCCCCCAGUGAUCAGAAUCAUGGCUUCGCUUCGCGUUUUGUUGCUGAUGCUCUGUGUGAUCGCCGCGGCGCACGUACCCGCCGCGACGGCGGAAUUCAACCCCGCUCUUGCCACUCUCGCCGCAAACCCCGAGCAUGACGGCCUUCUCGCCACGGGCAAGGCGCUCACGGGAGACGUGCGCGAAGACGCGAAUGUGAUUAUAGCGAACCGCGCUCUCGCGGCGGAGGGCGGGGAGUCUCCGCAUACGCGCGCUGUUCGCGUUCUGGCGGAGGAGGACUUUCUUUCCCCCGGGGAAGCGGAAGGCGCUGCGUUGGCAGUGGAGGAGUAUAGGCGGAGCCUGAAAAAGAACAAGAAGGGGAAGAAGGGGAAGAAGGGGAAGAAGGGGAAGAAGGGGAAGAAGGGGAAGAAGGGGAAGAAGGGGAAGAAGGGGAAGAAGGGGAAGAAGGGGAAAAAAGGGAAGAAGGGGAAGAAGGGGAAGAAGGGGAAGAAGGGGAAGAAAGGGAAGGGCAAGCAGGGGAAGAAGGGGAAGAAGGCAAAGAAGGCCCUGAAGGCGAAGGCAAAGAAGCUGAGGAAGCAGGCUAAGGCGCUCAUCGCCAAGGCUAAGGCGCUCGAGAAGAAGGCCAAGUAG